Cucurbita pepo subsp. pepo (vegetable marrow) is the source of this 2054-nucleotide messenger RNA. RefSeq names its product ABC transporter G family member 10. Gene Ontology annotation, biological process: transmembrane transport. The record is from RefSeq and is a predicted model, not a curated record. Gene Ontology annotation, molecular function: ATP binding; ATP hydrolysis activity; ABC-type transporter activity. Gene Ontology annotation, cellular component: membrane. NCBI's taxonomy places the organism in Eukaryota, Viridiplantae, Streptophyta, Magnoliopsida, Cucurbitales, Cucurbitaceae.
UUUCACAGGCUAUUCCACUCCCCUUUGUGUUUCAAUGGGAUCAUCAAUCAAGGCAGCUAACCUUGGCUGCCAGGAUACCUCGUACAAAAUCAAGACCAAGAACCUUUCUUAUAGACUACCUUACCCAAUCAACAAAUUCAAUUGCGGGUUCAGCCGAGAAAGGCGAAAAGAUUCAUACAUUUUGAAGAAUGUCAACUGUGAAGCUAGGCCAGGGGAGAUCACAGCCAUUGUUGGUCCUAGUGGAGCUGGAAAAACAACAUUGUUGGACAUACUAGCAGGAAUGAUCCCACUUAACAAAGUCUGUGGCCAUGUCCUUGUGAACGAAAUGGAGAUGAACGCAAAGCAUUUUCGAAGAAUAUCUGGCUAUGUCAUCCAAGGGGAGGAUCUUUUCCCUCUUCUUACAGUAGAAGAGACGCUCAUGUUCAGCGCUCGCUUGAGGCUCUAUGGUGAGAUCCACAAGGUCAAAGCUCGAGUGAGGGAGAUAAUGAAGGAGCUCAGUCUCGAGCACGUUGCCAAUGUAAGAGUCGGCAAUGCAUCAAGUGGAGGCAUUUCAGGAGGGGAAAAGCAGGGAGUUUCAAUUGGAGUUGAAUUGGUUCAUGACCCACCUGUUCUUUUACUCGAUGAACCAACUUCGGGACUCGAUUCUACCUCAGCUCUUCAAGUAGCCUUCAUUCUAAAAGCCAUGGCCACAAAUCAAGGUAAAACCAUCAUUCUCACCAUCCACCAACCCGGAUUUCGUAUUCUUGAACUCUUUGAUCAAAUUUUGCUGCUAGCCAAAGGAACUAUCAUUCACCAAGGCUCCCUCGAGCUACUCGAGCGACGUCUCAGACAAUUGGGCCAUUCCAUUCCUCGACACGUUAACGUAGUUGAAUUCGCUAUGGAAAUAACAGAAGCUCUUGAAGAUGACACAGAAGAAGAGAGCGAAACCGAAAACGACAAGACAACACAUGCAAAUCCAGACAAUCUAGAAGAACAUAGCAACAGCCCCAUUUUCAUGAACACAAUAGCAAAUGAAAUCCUAAUUCUAAGCCAGAGAUUCUGCAUCAAUGUAUUCAGAACAAAGCAACUCUUCUUUUCAAGAACAAUACAAGCAAUGGUAAUUGGGUUUGUACUGGGAACCAUUUUCACAAACGAACCAGACUCAAAGAACCUAAAAUUACAAACCCAGCUAGGAUUCUUCGCCUUCACUCUCGCAUUCUUAAUGUCAGCCUCAACAGAAGGCCUACCCAUUUACUUACAGCAGAGAAGGAUUCUAAUGAAGGAAAGUUCAAGAGGAGCUUACAGAGUAUGUUCUUACGUGAUAGCAGAUGCCCUCGUUUUCUUGCCAUUCCUCUUAACAGUGGCUCUUCUCUACGCCAUUCCUGUUUACUGGUUGGUCGGAUUGAAGCGGGAAAUUCUAGGGUUCCUCUACUUUUCUCUCGUCUCUUGGCUCGUUGUUUUGAUGGCGAAUUCCGUCAUCGCCUGUUUCAGCGCUCUGGUUCCUAAUUUCGUUAUCGGAACUUCUCUUCUUGGAACCGUUCUAGGAUCUUCGUUUCUCUUUUCUGGGUAUUUCAUUUCGAAAGAGGAAAUCCCCAAAUACUGGAUUUUCAUGCACUACUUGAGCUUGUUCAAGUACCCAUUUGAAUGCUUUCUGAUAAACGAGUAUGGAGGAGAUGGGAAGAACAGGAGAUGUGUGAUCAAAGAAGAGGGCGUUUGUGUUCUUUAUGGCGACGAGUUCUUGAGAAAUAGAGAUCUCAGGCGAUCUCAGAAAUGGAGCCAUUUGGGGAUUCUGAUGAGUUUCAUUGUUGGUUAUAGAGUUCUUUGUUUUCUCAUUCUGUGGUACAGAUCUCGAACGGCCAGCAAGUGAUGAAGCUUUCAAAUGGAUUCAAACCCUCACGAAUUGGUGAAACAAAGUUCAUCAUAUGAACAAAUCUGCCUUCAUUUAUCUUCUAUCUUUCUGGAUUGAUACAAAAUCAUAUGCUUUCGGUCAUAUUUAGAAUUUUUGUUGUACAAUUCUUGUCAAUUGCUUCGAUUCUUAAGCUAAUAUUGAAUGGAAGUCGUGUGAACUAAGUAUU